GCCAGGGAGUGCUCUUAGGUCACGGGGGUUGUGACCCUGGCACCUCCCUCUCCGGCUCCUCGCUUUCUCUCUGCUUCCUGGCCCCCGUGAGGCGAGCAGUCUCGCCCCACCUUGCCCUCCCUUGUGAGGUUUUGUUGGGGAAAGGUGAUUAAUACAAAGCCUCAGCUGUAGUACCCCCACCCAUUAACGACAGGGUGCACCAGGUGUGUCCCCUGGAAACCAUUCACUGCUGCGCGGGGAUCACAGGAAAUCUCUUCACUGGAAUCCCAGACCAGAAGGAAGGGCAGCCCGGAAGGAGACGGACUGUAUGGGUCCCUUCCUGCUCAACACUGAUCUGAGGCGCAGGAACUGGGAAGGGCACCCAGGGUGGGGUUCUGGUGCUGGUUCAGGACCCGAGUGUCGGGAGGGGAGUGAACUCACUGAGCUGGCACAGCCAGGGUUUUCGAUUGUCUGAGCUGGUGUGACGCAUCCGUGGGUGUUGCAGGGCCAGGGGUGACCGGGGGGGAGUGAGGCUCCCCCUGGCAGGCGCUGCCCCGGAACAGCGACUCGCCCUGCUCUUCCCGUGUGCCGUCUCUGGGACAGAAAACUCACGGUAGCAGUGCUAGAGCUCUCCGUAAGAUGACACGAGGGACGCGUCCAGAGGGCCUAGCACCCCGCCUGGCACAAGGCAGGCGUUGACAGAUGUCACCGUUCCAUGGGUCCCAACAGUCACCAUGCCACACCCUCGACGCCAGCCCUGCCACAUCGAGAGGGCUGGAUGGGGUCAGAGUGGGGCAGACAAAGACACAGCUCCAGAAGCAACUCAGAACUUUGCUUGGGCAAAUCAAAUCUGGGGUCGGGGUGUCAGCAGGAAGCUUCAGAGCCGCUGGAGUUCAUGCUUGUGCUCAGGAGUCCCGCAGCUCACAGGACAGAGGUUCAUGGCCUCUCAAGGUCCAGUACCAGCUGUCCUCCGCACAGCAGAAGCUUUGCCAGGUCCACUCCGGCCAUCGCUGUGCAUGCAGGACCAGCCCACUGCCUUGGGGGUCCCCAUGGCCUCUCCCUCUGUGGAGCAACCAGUCAGUGGGGUUCCAGGUGCAGCAUGGCCUCGCCAGGGCCUCAGUCAACACUGCCACCCGCCCGGGAGCCCCGACCAGUGGGCACAGGAGGACAGCGCCGGCCCUCCGUGCUCCGCGCAGGUGGUGCUGCAGCUCCUGGUGGCCCGAGGUGUCCCAGCCAGCAGACCUCCCUCCCCUCAGGGGACCUGGCCCUUAGGGUUGCUGUUCCGGAUCAUCCAGCGGCUGUGCUGACCACUGUCCACAGGAACAGAUGGAAGCCUCUGCUUGGGCUUUGUGGGACCUGUUCCAGUGGCCUCAGACGCAGCAGAUCCAGCACCUAUUUUUUAACUUUCAUCAAACACUUGCGUUCAUCAUUUACCAAAUGAACCCUGAGCUUUGAGCUGCCUGCCAGCUUCCUGCUGUGGGGCCAGCAUGGUUCCCCAACACCAGGGAAGUGGCCCUGGGGAGCCUGUGAGCUCAUGGCCCCAGGCUGUGGCUACAGCAUCUCACUAGUCUGCAAAGGCCUUCUUCCAUCUGUCGGGACGAGGAGGACAUGAGCACAGGUGGGGACCUCACCUGCACCGCCUGCAGGAGAGCGUUCCCUUUCCCUGGUCUUACACUACAAACAUCUAGGACGCGAGACAGGCACGGCUCUGGUGGAGCAGAUGCUGCAGCACUUAGAGGAAUUCGGGACGCAAGGACGCGUUCCUGUGCUUCGUCCAUGCCCGAGUCCCCUAACCCCGACCACUGCUGCAGGCAGGCCCUGUGCCGAGCCUCAGUUUGCCUCCGAUCUGAGCACCGGCCUGGACCAGCUGAAAGCCGCGGGCUGGGAGCAGGGUUGGGCGGUGACCAGAGCAAGAGCUCCGCAGCCGGCCGGCCGGUCUAGCGCCACUGGCCCGGCUGGGAGGGUGCAGGUGGGUUACUCGCCUGUGUCCUCGCCCGGAAACACGAUAACAGUGCUUCCUGAUGGAGUGACUGAAUUAACUGUGAGCCACACAGCGCACAACCUCGUGAUGAACAGGUGUGGCCUCC
Molecule: messenger RNA, 2066 nt
Organism: Cavia porcellus (domestic guinea pig)
Lineage: Eukaryota; Metazoa; Chordata; Mammalia; Rodentia; Caviidae
Exons: 4
Coding region: 695-1420 (241 amino acids)
Source: RefSeq, a predicted model, not a curated record